AUGUCGACCGGAGUCAAUGGGAGUGAUGCGUUAUUGGCCGAUAAGAGGUUCCUGAAACCGCCGAUCAACCUGCCUUUGACUUCAGGAUCUCCAGGAAACAGAUCAGACGACCCCGCGUGCUCAGCAGUUGCUGGAGAACUUUCACCUUCUACAACAACAACAGAAGAUUUCAGAGACCGAUAUAAUUUGUUACUGGAGUUGACAGCUUGGCUGCGGUCCAAAUUAAUUCCUGGUUUUGAUCAACGGGGUACAGGACACAUUAUCAGUGGCAAGGAGAGAUAUGGCGCGAUAAAAGCUACCCGCACGCUCCUAAAUGGGGUCACGCUUCCCCCCUCUGUGAAGCCGUCUGACAUAAUUCAGGCUGUGGAGACAGCGGCAAACUGGAUACACAAAGGUCUUUGGGAGGAAUUUCAACAAUACGGACUGAUGUUGUCCACACCGAUCAACAUGACGGGCAAUGUUCCUAACACCUUUUUGCAAGGGCCAUCAUCUGAUUUCUUUCACAGUGGGCAAGGACCAAGCCAUCUCAAGCGAGUUGACGAGGCCUUGCCAUUCCCUUCUUAUCUGGUUGACAGAGCUCAAGGGGAUCCUCCGCCCGCUAUGAACUCAGAGAUGCGAUCCCUUGAUAUUGGCUUGCCUGGUGAGGCUUGGCAUACCACGGAGAAGCCUCAAAUCGGCCUGCAUCCCAGUCAUGUGUCUUAUGAUUCCCCACAGUUGAAGUGUGAUUACCGGGCGUUGGAGUUGUAUUCUGAACACACACCGGUGGCCCCACAAGCUGUUUCAACCCAAUAUCUGGGGACAGGACAGAUUGUCGGGUAUGAUGGAUUUUUAGCGCCGGAAGGAGAUUGCGUCCUAGACGGUCGGGUCCCUUCGGGACUGUCCUCUUUAGAUAGAGAAUACAGUUAUCCCCCCCAAAUCUUUCAUCAAGCUCGGCAUUACCAGCUUGAGCCUCAGCCAGAUUGGACAGCAGAUAAUCAACCACCACAGGGUAACUACCUGCCUUGGCAGGAUUUGCAAUACCAGCAGAGUUCGUCGUCUCAGCCUCCGCCGGGUCCGCCAUAUGGAUGGACAGGGUAA
Tremella mesenterica DSM 1558 is the source of this 1077-nucleotide messenger RNA. RefSeq lists its product as uncharacterized. The transcript has 4 exons. The record is from RefSeq and is a predicted model, not a curated record. The coding region runs from base 1 to 1077 and encodes 358 amino acids. NCBI's taxonomy places the organism in Eukaryota, Fungi, Basidiomycota, Tremellomycetes, Tremellales, Tremellaceae.